Rosa rugosa (rugosa rose) is the source of this 1178-nucleotide messenger RNA. Its product is annotated as large ribosomal subunit protein uL18-like. The transcript has a single exon. Gene Ontology annotation, cellular component: ribosome; cytosolic large ribosomal subunit. Gene Ontology annotation, biological process: translation; ribosomal large subunit assembly. The coding region runs from base 83 to 985 and encodes 300 amino acids. NCBI's taxonomy places the organism in Eukaryota, Viridiplantae, Streptophyta, Magnoliopsida, Rosales, Rosaceae. The record is from RefSeq and is a predicted model, not a curated record. Gene Ontology annotation, molecular function: 5S rRNA binding; structural constituent of ribosome.
AAAACCCUAGCACAUUUCACUCCUCCCUUUCUCUCUUUCUCGCCGCAGAUCCAAAACCCUACCCCUUUCUCCUCCUCCUCCAAUGGCUUUCAUCAAAGCUUCAAAACCCCGCGCCUACUUCAAGCGCUUCCAGGUCAAGUACAAGCGCCGCCGCGAAGGCAAGACCGACUACCGCGCCCGCAUCCGCCUCAUCAACCAAGACAAGAACAAGUACAACACCCCCAAGUACCGCUUCGUCGUCCGCUUCACCAACAAGGACAUCGUCGCCCAGAUCAUCUCCGCCACCAUCACCGGCGACCUCGUCCUCGCCUCCGCCUACGCCCACGAGCUCCCCCGCUACGGCCUCGAUGUCGGCCUCACCAACUACGCCGCCGCCUACUGCACCGGCCUCCUCCUCGCCCGCCGUGUCCUCAAGAAGCUCGAGAUGGACGCAGAAUAUGAAGGCAACGUCGAGGCCACCGGCGAGGACUACUCCGUCGAGCCCGGCGAGAGCCGCAGGCCGUUCCGGGCUCUGCUCGAUGUCGGCCUGGUGAAGACCACUACCGGAAACCGGGUUUUCGGAGCGCUGAAGGGAGCUUUGGAUGGGGGAUUGGAUGUGCCUCACAGUGAGAAGAGGUUCGCUGGGUUUUCGAAAGACUCGAAGCAGCUGGAUGCCGAGGUUCACAGGAAGUAUAUCUAUGGGGGCCAUGUGGCGGCUUAUAUGGGGACUUUGAUUGAGGAUGAGCCGGAGAAGUACCAGACUCAUUUCAGCGAGUACAUCAAGAAGGGGAUUGAGGCCGAGGGGAUCGAGGAGCUGUACAAGAAGGUGCACGCCGCGAUUCGGGCGGAUCCUCUGGAGAAGAAGACUGCCAAGCCGGAGCCCAAGGCGCACAAGAGGUUCAACUUGAAGAAGCUGACUUAUGAGGAGAGGAAGAACAAGUUGAUCCAGAGGUUGAAUGCCUUCAACUCGGCUGCUCAAGGCGAUGAGGAUUCGGAUGAUGAGUGAAGAAUGGCAAUGGCAGCAUCGGCAUCGGAUGGGAUGCUGUGAGGUCUACUUGCUUUUUGUUAUUUCGUUAGACAGCUGCUUUUUAUGUUAUGAUGAUGACUCUAAGAUGGAUUUUGUCUUUAUAUUUCUAAGUAUUUUGGUAUUUAUGUUGUUUGAGAUACUUGCUAGAAAUGCAAUUCAAGUUUUUGCUAAA